Messenger RNA from Lentinula edodes (shiitake mushroom), 387 nucleotides. RefSeq lists its product as uncharacterized. Bases 96 to 263 code for a protein of 55 amino acids. The transcript has a single exon. The record is from RefSeq and is a predicted model, not a curated record. Lineage: Eukaryota; Fungi; Basidiomycota; Agaricomycetes; Agaricales; Omphalotaceae.
AAAGGAGAAUCGGGAGAAUAUUCUCACGUUCAGCGCUUACCUCUUCACGCACCCGCGGAGGCCUGUACCGGGCCUGUACAACUCUGGCAACGCAGAUGGGGCUACCGAAUGUUAGGCCGAGGAGGGGUAUUACUGGAGUACGAGGGGGCGAUGAAGAGCGGCUGGAAUUGAUAAGUAUGUAUUUGGGAGUUUACUGCUUUCGGAAGUGGAAAGAACAAUUAACACGAUUGUAUUCCGGAAUUGUUGCACGCGUAGAUAGAUAGAUAGAUAGAUUGUUACUCGGCCCCACCACGUUAAUGGUGUGGUCCCCUAAACGGAACGGCCGGUCUCAACGAGCGAACGACAGCGAGCGCAACCCACAAGGAGAAGGUAGACUGACGCCCGGAC